CACAUCCGGUUCCGGGGGUGGGGGAAGUGCUUCCGGGGCAGCGCGGCCCCGAGGUGACCGAGGCGAGGAUGGGGGCGCACCUGGUCCGGCGCUACCUGGGCGACGCGGAGGUGGAGCCGGACCCGCUCCGCAUGCCGACCUUCGAGCCGGGGCUGGGCUUCGGGGAGCGCAAGGAGCGGGUGAUGGUAGCAACGCAGCAGCAGAUGAAUGACGCUCAGCUGCCCCUGGAGCAGCGCGACUACUGUGCCCACCACCUUAUCAAGCUGAUGAAGUGCAAGCGCGACAGCUUCCCCAACUUCCUGGCCUGCCGGCACGAGCGGCACGAGUGGGAUUACUGCGAGCACCUUGACUACGUGAUGCGUAUGAAGGAGUUUGAGCGGGAGCGGCGCUUGCUGGUGAGGAAGAAGAGGCUGGAGCAGAAGGAGGCGGCUGGAGCAUAGCAAAGCCCCAGGUCCCCAUCCGCGGGAGAGGCUGGAGGAAUCUUCUCCUUGUGUCAUGUGUAAGGGAAUAAAUAAUGGCUCGUCUG
Messenger RNA from Mauremys mutica (yellowpond turtle), 526 nucleotides. It is a transcript of the gene NDUFB7, whose product is annotated as NADH:ubiquinone oxidoreductase subunit B7. Gene Ontology annotation, cellular component: mitochondrion. The coding region runs from base 69 to 440 and encodes 123 amino acids. The record is from RefSeq and is a predicted model, not a curated record. NCBI's taxonomy places the organism in Eukaryota, Metazoa, Chordata, Testudines, Geoemydidae. The transcript is spliced from 3 exons.